Harpegnathos saltator (Jerdon's jumping ant) is the source of this 1025-nucleotide messenger RNA. Its product is annotated as RNA pseudouridylate synthase domain-containing protein 1. The transcript is spliced from 4 exons. Gene Ontology annotation, molecular function: pseudouridine synthase activity; RNA binding. Gene Ontology annotation, biological process: enzyme-directed rRNA pseudouridine synthesis. Lineage: Eukaryota; Metazoa; Arthropoda; Insecta; Hymenoptera; Formicidae. Bases 68 to 979 code for a protein of 303 amino acids. The record is from RefSeq and is a predicted model, not a curated record.
UGUUCGAAUAAAAUGGCCGCGAGGUGGAAAUAUCGUCAAACUAAGAUAAAUAAUAUUCUCCUUCACAAUGGUUAAGAUACAUAUUUAUAAAUUUUUACGCACAUGCAUUUUGAUCAUUUGGGAUCUUAUAGAUUUCAUAAUUUGUUAUAUGAAGAAGUUCAUAAAAAUAUUAAUUAAGGAUUGUGAUGAGAAACAUUGGCCUGUCAAGGUUGUACAUCGUAGUGAGAACUUUUUGGUGGUCAAUAAGCCCUAUGAUAUGUAUAUAAAUAGUAACAAUCCUGACAGAAGGAACACUCUCCAGUUAGAAUUAAAGAAGAUGCUACCAGAUUUGGUUAAUCCAAAACUAUGUCACGAAUUCCACUUUGUUCAUCGGCUAGAUUAUCCUACAAGUGGUGUGAUUUGCAUAGCAUUAAAUAAAAAAGCAGCCAGAGCAGCAUCAGUUGCCUUUGAGAAUCACACAGUGCAGAAAUUCUAUUUGGCAUUGGUACAUGGCCAUGUACAUGAGCCUUACAUCGUAAUUGAUAAAGCUAUCGAUUUAUGUCUUCUUCAACUAGGUGAUGAUAUUCGAGAGAAAAAUAGUAAUCAUAAGAUGUGUACAAGUGACAGUAUUUUUUGUGAAAAACCACGCAGGUCUACUACUGUACUAGUAGUGUUGGAGCAUGGUUUUUGGAAAAGCAAACCUGCCACUAAAAUAUUGCUGGCACCUAGUACUGGUAGACGACAUCAACUGAGAGUACAUUGUCAUCAUAUUGGUCAUACUGUCAUAGGAGAUUAUACUUAUAGCGAAGGAAAAGACAUAGAGCCACACAGAACCUACCUCCAUUCUUUAAGGUUGAUAUUAAACUGUGAUAUUGAAAAUAUAGAUGUAAGGACAGCAGAUCCAUUUGAUGCCUCUAUACUAUCUGAUUAUAAGGCAACAAAUAUAGUAAAGCUCUUGGAUGAAAAUAUAUUUCAUGACAUAUACAAACUGAUGGAAUAAAGCACUGUUUUGUUACAUAAAAUAUCACAGAGAUUUAUUGAAUUAC